Messenger RNA from Rangifer tarandus platyrhynchus (Svalbard reindeer), 408 nucleotides. NCBI's taxonomy places the organism in Eukaryota, Metazoa, Chordata, Mammalia, Artiodactyla, Cervidae. The record is from the annotation of a GenBank genome assembly.
AUGAUACUUGAGAGGCUUGACUUCAAGAUUAUGAUCACUGUUGCGGGCGGCCUCCUGAUGGCCGCGAGCCUGCUGAUGUGCUUUAUCAUCUGUCUUAGCUACAAAGUGGCAAAGUCAGUGAAGGAAGAGAAGACGGUAAGAAUGGCUAACACCCCCCUCACCCCCAACCCUCAGAUGGGAUCCUGGGGCUCGUGCUUGAGCGGGGUCAUCCCCGGCCCUGUGGCCACACCCUGGGUGAGGUCAGGAACGGCGGGAGGGUUUGAGAGGACCGAGGUGGGGAGGGUAGAGUCUGGCUUUCUGCCCCUUCCCAUCUGGGGCUGUGAGCUCACAAAUGGAGUGUUCUCAGCUGCUGGGUCUGCGCUGCUUUGCCGUCCCUUGGCCUCGCCGGGUUCACCCUCAGCGGGUUGA